Molecule: messenger RNA, 471 nt
Organism: Phycomyces blakesleeanus NRRL 1555(-)
Lineage: Eukaryota; Fungi; Mucoromycota; Mucoromycetes; Mucorales; Phycomycetaceae
Exons: 2
Source: RefSeq, a predicted model, not a curated record
AAGAAGGAGAAUGUUAUUCUCAUUGGUCUCAUGCCAGGGCCCAAGGAAGCAAAGACAAGUGAGAUCAAUCACUACCUCCGUCCCCCUGUCGUGGAACUCAACCAGUUGUAUGGCGGUGUGGUGAUGCCUACCGUACAGUGCCCAUCUGGUGCUCUUGUCUGUGCUGCACUUCUUGUUGCCUCCAACAUUCCUGCUGCCCGUAAGACUUGUGGGUUCACCUCUCAUUCAAGCACAUACUCCAAUGCUGUGGACUACUCUGGGUUCGUGUUUUCUGAGUGGGUGCCUCGCACUGAUGCCAAAAACCGCUGUGAUGCCAAGUUGUGGAGAAUGGCCAGCAGUGAUGCACAGAGAAAGAGAUUGGAGAGGGAAAAUGGUGUCCGAUGGUCAGAAUUGCAUGACCUGGUUUACUUUAACCUCGUGGAGUGCACUGUCAUCGAUCCAAUGCACAACCUGUACCUUGGAACAGCAAAG